Molecule: messenger RNA, 1722 nt
Organism: Cinara cedri
Lineage: Eukaryota; Metazoa; Arthropoda; Insecta; Hemiptera; Aphididae
Source: the annotation of a GenBank genome assembly
AUGGCUACGAACAAUAUAAGUGAAUCUGAAGGUAGUUCUGUUUGUUCGGGAUCUACUAUUACUUCAUUCAGCAGGUAAAUACUUUUUGUUUUUAUAGUAUUAUUUUGUACAAAACUAGCUAUUAUAAACCUUGUCUGAUAGCCACGAAAUUAUCUAUCGUGCCUACAAACGACAACAGUGUAUAUACGGGUUUAUGGUUGUAACUAUGUGACGGUUGAGUAUUGUUUAUUUGUUUUAUCGAUCCGUUUACUCGCGUUCCGCUUUUUGCGUCUUAUUUUCGUACAUCUGCGUAUAUCCUGCACGACUCGCAAUAUCAACAUCCUAACAACAUUUCACAUCAUGAACGUCGCGGAAUGUAAUUGAAUGUAAUUAUACCUACGUAACAUUGUGCUAGGCACUUUAAUAUGCGGACUACCUCGUCUGUGCGAUGUACGACUAUCCAUAGAUACAUAGUACAUAUACUGCGAAAUGAUAAUGAUUUUGAUUUAUUUUACAUACAUACUCUUCUAAACCGUGCAAAACCAGGCUGAACUAAGAUAUUAACUUCUUUACAUUUAUAUGAGGUUUGGACUUGAUGAUCGAUAUUUCACCGAGCUAAUGAGUGGAGCCAUUAAGCGUAAUGAGUGGCCAUCUCACAUGUACCCCUACAAUCUAUAGACAUUGAUAGACAUUUAUAGUAAAAAUAUCAAUUUUUAAGCAUAAAAUUUUAAAAUUGUAUGUAGACCACAUACUGAAUUAUAAACGCACUGGUAUACUGCAUAUUGAUGUGGUACCUAUAAACUAUAUUUACUACUUCUAGUAACUAAUCCUUAAAUCUGCUAAAUCUAAUGUUACAGGCUGUAACAUUAUGAUUUUAUUUUUUUGAUUAACCAUAUAUUUUAACCACCUAUUUUUCAAUACAUAUGCUAUUAAUACAAAUAAAACCCAUUUGAAAAAUUAUAAAACAUUAAUAAUUUACAACUUCCCAUUGAAAUAAUAAUAAAAGUGAAUCAAUUAAUUAUUUAUUUUAUAAUUUAUAUUUAAGAAGAUGAAAUGUUGAUAAUCCAUAAUCAAAAUUGUCAAAGUAUUUUAAUUAGUCUAAUUACAGUCCUAACCAGUGUUAAACAGUGAUUCUUACAACAUAAUUGUCGAAAAGUCAUUCAAUAAUUAUGCAAGUUAAAUUACUUAUACUUGAAAUUUGAUACCUGUUAUAAUUAUUAAUUAUAGAUUUCAAUUUAAAGAUUAAUUUUAUUUCUAGCUGUAGAAAGGUUUACUGAAGUAACUAUUAACAAUUUAACUGUUUGGUUGAAGGUACUCUUAUUUCUAUUUCGUAAGCAAUUCAAACUAACAAAAAACAAUAAUAAUUUCUUUUUUACAUCUGCAUAUUUAUGAUUAAUCUAUAAUAUCUACCUAUAUUAAAAUUAAAAUAUUGGUUUAUGUAUAUUAUAACUUAAAUAUUAAUUAUUUUAUUUUAGUUCAAGUGAUGAUUCAAACGAUGAACUAUCAGAGUUUGAAGUUGAACAAAUACUUAAUAAGCGGGAAAAAUAUGGAGAUAUCCAAUAUCUAGUUAAAUGGAAAGGUUAUUCCAGUGAAGAAAACUCAUGGGAACCUUUAAACUUCCUCAACUGUAACAAAAUUUUAGAAAAAUUUGAAGAGCAUUGGAAUUUGGACUACAAGAAGUAUAAAUCAGCUUUGAACAAAUUAAAAAAGCAAAUAAACAGACAAGAUGAUUCUUCAUCUUAA